CUUCAUCAUGUUCAAACUGUUCAAGCUAUUAGCAAGUCUGAAUAAUUCAGUAAUUUAACUUCAAUUUUCAUUAGUUGAUAUUUCUUAGCUUUUGUUUGUUCUUCAUUAUAUGUACUAUUUGACAUUUUGUCUUAUUGGUUAGCGAUGCAAUUAGGGUUUUCUUCUCAUUUGAACUCCCGGAAAGUAAUAUAAUCAAAAUUGAAGUACCCACUCUUUGAUAAAUGUAAUAAAAUAGAUAUUUGAAGAAAUGCUAUACCAAUUUUUUGUAUCGAAUUUGGUUGAGGGUAUUUCAGGACCAAGACUCACAAUCUUGUCCAAAGGAUGCUCCUCGACACUCACAUUACCCUCCCUUUGUAGUCAAUCCAUCAAGUUCUUCUCGACCAUCUACAGGGGGGUAGCAAUGCCUCUAGAAGCAGUAAUAUACAAACACUAUUUGAUAGGCCUGUCCCUGUCAAAUGUGUCAUCUGCAGGAGCUACUGGAAUAUUCUUAUCAGUGAAAAUCAUCUGGAUGACUGAGCUAGCUGCAGCCUUGGAGAAACUAAAUGGCCUGGAGAAGAAAGAAAAGAUCUGCUGUAGUGCUACACAUCAGAGUCUCUUCUGCACAAUUUGCCAGGUACCAUGCUCUGCUAUGCAGGAAAUUUGUUUGAAAGAAAUGAUUCUGUCAGACAUUUAAAUGACAGUUAAACGAGAUGAGCUACCCUAACCCAACAACGAUGGAAAACGAUCAACAACUUUCUCCUCUUAAAUAGUGGUUUUCCCUUCUCACUCUAACUUAAGAGUUUCUCUUGGAGAUUGAUAAGCAUCAACAAGCUUCAACGGCUUCACCACACUAUGAAUUCAGUCUCCAAAACCUUUCUUAAAGAUCUCAAUGGCUCACAGGAUUCAUUCUUUGAGUUUCCUAAAAGCCAAAACACAUGGCUUCCAAAAGACCGUACAAUGCACCAUUGGAAUCUCAUCUUUGUGCUCCAGACUCCAGUACUUUGGAUCUGAAAUAUUUUGUCGUUGUAGGAGUUGCUCGCUUGAGCAUGUUUGUUGCUCAUAUGAUUAUAUGAACAACUUUCACGACCACUACUACUUGUUGGGAUGUUUGUUGGCCCUCCGAUUAACAAAGAUCGACGAUGAUUUUAUGUUCGAAAAAACUCAACAGCCAGUUCCUUGAUAAGGAGAUUAAGUUGACGAUUUUUGUUACAAAAAUUGCAGCUUUGUAUCACCACCAAGCAAUGAUACAUGUUGCUAAACCACGUCCAGUGUAAUGGUUUAUCACAAGCGCAUACUUGGAUGGUUAUUUUUUUUUUGUUUGUUGUGUUGUUACUUGGGGCUCCUUGCAUGCACAGAUUUGUACAUGUGUGGUUGUAUCUUUAGGUUUAGGGGUGUCUUCUGAUACAAUCAUGUGUUUUUUUUUUUUUUGAGUUCUAAACAUAAAAUCAGGUUCAUAUUUACCUAUUCCAACAAUUUGUUUAACAGAAAAUGGUGGGAAAUGACGGAGAAAUCUAUAAUGGCUCAUUAAAUCAAAAACGCUUAUUAUGUGAAAUUGUAUGUGACAUGAUUCGAAUUUGAAUAUAAUCGUCUUUUAUGUAAAGUGAAUUAAAUUGAUAUUUGAUGUCUGAACUCUUUAAACUCGAAUGCAAAAUCUA
Molecule: messenger RNA, 1634 nt
Organism: Amaranthus tricolor (Joseph's coat)
Lineage: Eukaryota; Viridiplantae; Streptophyta; Magnoliopsida; Caryophyllales; Amaranthaceae
Exons: 3
Coding region: 248-673 (141 amino acids)
Source: RefSeq, a predicted model, not a curated record